This is a messenger RNA of Stegastes partitus (bicolor damselfish), 5151 nucleotides long. It is a transcript of the gene rnf111, whose product is annotated as ring finger protein 111. Bases 525 to 3608 code for a protein of 1027 amino acids. Lineage: Eukaryota; Metazoa; Chordata; Actinopteri; Pomacentridae. The transcript has 15 exons. The record is from RefSeq and is a predicted model, not a curated record.
UGGAUGCCUCGGAAGGCAGGAAUGGGAACUUCGUCGAGGGCAAAUAGUGAGACAUUUCUAUCUUGUCAAGUAGAGACGUAACGGAGAGGUCGUGCUGCCUUUCGAGGGUCGCUAGGAUUCGUUCGCGAGUCAAAAUGGCUGAGUAUAACCGAGUGUUUGAUGAGUGAAGUGGAGCUAGCCUUAGCUUAGCUCGUAGCCUUCCAGGGCCCAUUGCCUUCGAUUUUGCUUCUCGGCUCAGCUCGGGACUGUGUUGUCAGUUUCACAAUCUCAGCCACUGCCGUCCUCGGGUCGCGAUUUCUGUGUAGGCCUGCCUAGUUGCAGUCAGGGCUGAAAUUGAGAUAACUGUCCGUUUUCAACGCUUGUUGUUAUUCCCCACAGGAUUUAACCUCGCAUGUUACAAAAAGGACGGUGACACAUUUUGAAAAAAGGACUUAGACCCAGGUUUUGUGCAAUGCAUUGGACGGAUGCCUAGGAAUUAAUGCGAGUGCACUUGGUGUUUGCCUUGUGAGGACAGACCUGCCACCAUGAAGAGUGAGGUGCCAUCUGAGGCCGCCAGCAGACAGGAGCAUCUGAAGGAGCCACUGGUGAACCCAGAGCCCAUGGAGGCAGCCAAGAGCUUCCCUAACAACAUGGAGGUGAUUGGAAAGGCUGGUAGCGACUUUGAAACCCUGUGUGAGCCCAGGCAUCGGCCCUUGAGGGACACGGGGACACACAGAGACUCAGAACGGAGCCUCCCCGGGCGCAGAAAAAGAAAAGGCCAACAGGCAGGGCCGUCAGACUGCUCGUUGAAAGAGGGCCACAUCAGUGAGAGUUCACUGGCACCUCAGCGCCCCAGAGUAGAACUUUUACAGCACCCCAGUGAGGAUGAACAUAAUCAUGAGUCCUCUUUUAGUGACUGUGCUUCCUCCCCUUCAUCGAGUCUGCGAUUCGGGGAUUCGGACACUCUCAGUUCAGAGGACGAUGGGGAAGCUGGAGCAACAGGGGGCCAACACAAGGCUCCUGCCCUGACAACAGGAGGGGCCACUGGAGUUGGCCUGCGCCCUGUUCUGGGUCGAACUCGGGGGAACCGCUCUCAUAAGUGGGUGCGGUCUGAGACUGAGCCUGUGCUGCUGAAGCGGCCGUGUCUGAGCAGCCGACGGCCUCUGCAUAGGAAACGCUUUGUGAAAACAGCUCCUGGAGGAGGUCAACGGACGCAGAAGCAAAAGGAGCGACUACUACUGCAGAGGAAGAAACGUGAAGUGAUUGCACGUAGGAAGUAUGCUCUACUCCACAGCACCAGUAGUUCGAGUGAUGAGCUGAGCAGUGACUCUUCCUCCCCCUCUUCUACCGAAGCAGAGGACGAGCUGUAUGUAGAUGUCAGCAGCACCAGCAGUCAGCCCAACAGUGCUGCUGUAGCCACAGGUGCUCUGGACGAGGAUGUGGUGGUGAUCGAGGCAUCUCCAGCUCCGGCUCCUGCUGUCCCUGCGAGCGAGGAGAUCAAUGUCACGUCGACAGACAGCGAAGUAGAGAUCGUCACAGUCGGAGAUGGAUUCAGGUCACGCUCAGUGGGUGGUCUUGGCAGGAUUUGGGCUAAUAGUUGCUCCCAGAAUCGUCUCCAGGAGCCACGUGGACGUCACAGACUCUCCACUGUCAUCCAACCACUGCGUCAGAAUGCUGGGGAGGUGGUGGACCUCACCGUCGAUGAAGACGAUCUCUCAGUUGUGCCAACAACCUCUGGCAGCAUUCACCCUCAAACAGUCAGGUCGUCCUCGUCAUCAUCUUCCCAUCAUGCCUCUACCUCAGAGCUCAAUGAUGCCCCAGGCCCUUCCACUAGCUGCUCAGGUUCAAUACCUGAAAGUAUGCACACACAGAGGCCAAGUGGCUCUGCUCGCACAGCCACAGAGGAUGACAACAGACCAGGUUUGUCAGGUACAGCGGGAGAAAACGCAGGCACAGCCAUGCCCAGACUCCCAUCCUGCUGUCAGCAGCACUCCCCGUGUGGAGGCCCCUCUCCUGGUCACCUGUCCCUGAGCCACUCCCAUUCAAGCUGUUUGCAGGCGUCAUCUUCUCAGCAGACCAGCGGCUCUCAGCACAGCCACAGCCACAGCAACGCUCACCACUUUCUCCACCAUGUCCAUCAUCCAGCACCGCAGCCCCCGGGCACCGUGCCCUUUCAAGAGCCGAGCUGCCCUGUGGAGCGACCCAGCGCUCUUCCCGCCCCCUGCGCUGGAGUCAGCAGCAGCAGUAACAGCAGCAGUAGCAGUAACGCAGCCCAUUACCACGACCAGCAAACUCUGCCAGUGGACCUGAGCAACAGCAGUGUUCGGAGCGGUGGAAACAGUGGGGCUAGUUUCCAUGGCAGCACUUCGGCCUUUGACCCGUGCUGCCCAGGCUCCACCUCGCGGCCUCCCGCUUACGUUUCCCAUGCCACCCCUGGGCCCAGCCAGCCAGCUGUGGUGGACUCGUUCGGCUCCUCCAUGGUGGCUCAGCCCCAGCCGCAGACGCAACCGCAGCCCUGCAGACAUUACAUGCACCCAUCUUACGGCUCCCUAACACGUUCACUGCAUCAUCAGCCUUCCUCCGCCUGCCCUCACUCUCAUGGGAACCCACAGCUCACACCUCAGCCCCCUCCGCAAGGCGAGUUCGUCAUUCCCCACACCUUUCAUGCACCGCUGCCAUCCCACCCUUCGGGCCACGCCGUGCCCCCUGCCCCUCCCCCUCCCCUGUCCACCCACCACCUCUCUACUUCAAGUGCCCCACUGGCCCAGCAUCUUCCCACGGACCACCAGACCCUGCCGCACCAUUUGCCGGCGCUGGGGGCUUCGGUGCAGAGGCUCCAUCAGCACGAGAUGCUGCAGAGGAUGGAGGUCCAGAGGCGCAGGAUGAUGCAGCACCCAACACGAGCACACGAGCGCCCGCCGCCCCACCCCCACAGAAUGCACCCCAACUACGGCCACGGACACCACAUCCAUGUGCCACAAACUAUGUCUUCCCAUCCUCGCCAGCCUGAGCAGAGAACAGCAUGGGAGCUCGGCAUCGAGGCUGGAGUAACCGUGGCACCGUACGCUUCGGGGCAUCUGCACUCCCACCUGCCCCACUAUCACCCUCCCCCAAGACUGCACCACUUCCCUAUCCCCUUCAUGCACACUGGCAUAUCUGAAGUGACCUACCCGCACAUUAGGUACAUCUCAUCUAGAAUGACUGGUUUUGGAAGAACCUAUGAGGACCUGCUGCAUUUAGAGGAAAGACUGGGGACUGUGAACCGAGGAGCCUCUCAGGGAACCAUAGAGAGGUGCACUUACCCACACAAGUACAAAAAGAAGGUGUUGGAGAGAGACAUUGACCAACAGUUAACCCCUGAAGCUUGGGCAUCUAUUGGGAAAAAUAUGCACGCAACCCCAGAAUCGAGGAAGCUGCACGGUAAGCAGGACGAGGACGAGGGCGCAGACGAAGACACGGAAGAAAAAUGCACCAUCUGUCUGUCGAUACUGGAGGAGGGGGAGGACGUCAGACGUCUACCAUGUAUGCACCUCUUCCAUCAGCUGUGUGUGGACCAGUGGCUCCUCACCAAUAAGAAGUGCCCCAUCUGCAGAGUGGACAUUGAGGCGCAGUUGUCUGCCGAGAGUUGAUGCUGUUUGUUUUUUUUUUCUUAAUAACAACUUCUUUUGUUGAAGAUUUUAUUUUGAGAUCAUAUUAAUUUUCUCUUCAGUACUGCAGUCAACCAAAGAUGGCAUGAAUUACCUGCGCAGCUCUACUACGAGAAAAUCGAAUAAAUUUAAAAAUAAAAAAAAGAGACAAAACAAAACAAAACAACAAAAAAAAAGCAUCGAGCCUAGAGUGCCAGCUAUCACAUUAUUACUACAACAGCUAGGAUUCUCCAUUAAGGGUUUAAGAUUUUAUUGUAUUUAUAAAAGCUUUUAUGUAGCUUUUGAUUGUUUCCUCAAGUGUCAUUUUCGUUUCUCUGCAUGUUUCCUUGCAAUGCAUUUCUUUGCACAUAUAACGCGGGCUCCAGGCGGCCCGGCGAGUUGCAGGUGAGGAUAGCUGCUCUAGUAAAGACGCAUUUCUGUAAACAACCUAAUGCCUUGCUUUACUAGAAUAGAAUGUCAACCUCCAGUUUUGAGAAAAAACAAAAAAGAUUUUUUAAAAAAAACAACAUUGCAGGAUUCAUUUUACCAAUCAUUGUAUUGAUUAGUUUAUGUUUAGAAGAUGUGGAUUGUUAGUGAAAGAUGUUUUUUUUUUUCUUUUCUUUUUUUUAAAGUCAAGACAUUCCUAACUAGGGAAAUAUGUUAACAGAUCAGCUGCUGUAUUAGUGCACACCCAGUAUUUCUAGAGUGGAAAUAAAACUCCGAUGUUCACCUCACUCCCAGAAUAUGCACAUGCUUUUGCUACACCGUUAACCACCAUCCCAUGUAUUUUAGAGAACAAGAAAAAGAAUGUCACGUCCCUCUUUAUCUCUCUCUCUCUCUCUCUCUCGACUGUUUUUUCUAACCUGAUCGAUUGUCGGCAAACUGCUGUGAAUCUUUUCUUUCUUUUCUCGUCGGGGAGGUUUCCUUCCUUCCUGCGACGCUUAACUCGGUUUCUGUCGGAUGAUCUCAGGUCUACACGUGUCUAAAGUAAUUUCACACAAGCCUGCAACCUGGGAUCAUUUUUUUAUUAUUUUUAUUUUUUGGGGGGGUCAAUCUGACACUGGCAGUGGCGUUGACUUUUCAUUUCCUGUGUGUGUGUUCAGAGGGAAAUACACAGCUCAAUUUGAGAUAAAUAUUUACUGUUCGUUCUCACUCUUGGAAAACCAUUUUAGCCACCCUCCCUUUUUGUCUCUCUGUAGUUGAGCAGCGGCGUCCGUUUAGGCUGCUGCGGACAGAAAAAAAACACUAAUACUGUUGACUAACUCACUCGCAUAGACUUGCACAAGAGAGAAAAAGGUAGGAGAGUAGUAGUGAAUAUGUCAGUGCGCCGAGGCCAUGUAUUUCCACUCUGACGAAUAUUUAAAAAAAAAAAAAAAAUGGAGAAAAAAAAGAAAAACAAAACAAAACAGAUAUUUUGAAUGGAGUGUUGAAAUGCAGUACUUAAAGCAGGUAUCCAUGCAUUCAUUGACUUAAAGGCACCAGGAUCAUAUUCUGUGGGAUUUAUAUUAGUUUUAAAAAAUAAUAUUAAUAAACUUGGAUAACUCUU